Molecule: messenger RNA, 1077 nt
Organism: Monodelphis domestica (gray short-tailed opossum)
Lineage: Eukaryota; Metazoa; Chordata; Mammalia; Didelphimorphia; Didelphidae
Gene: GDF3
Product: growth differentiation factor 3
Cellular component (GO): extracellular region
Molecular function (GO): cytokine activity; growth factor activity
Source: RefSeq, a predicted model, not a curated record
AUGUCUCCUUUCUUCUUCCUCUUUCUGGGGCUCCAGCUGACCCUGGCCUUGAGGAAAGCACCACAGUUUGAAGAGGCUUCUUUGCUUCAGGUUAUGGGCCUGGACAAGGUACCCUCACCCCGGAUGGCCCAACCUGUGCCCUCCAUCCUGAUGAAGAUUUUCCAGGAGAGACAGAAGGCUGCAGCUAUAGGACAUUACCAAAAGCUUUGCUAUGUGAAGGAGCUUGGGGUCCCUGGAAACUUGAUCCGUCUUUUCCAAGACCAAGGUGCCCUUUUUCACCCCAAGGAAGUGACCCAAGCUCUUCCGUGCACACAGAAGUUCCUUUUCUUCAAUCUUUCAGUCAUCGCCCAAGAUGAGCAACUAAUGAUGGCCCAGCUGGAUGUGAGAUUGAGGACUAAUGCUUAUAACUCUCCAUAUCAGAAUCUGGAGUUAAUGGUGUCUAUAGUCCAAGGGCCUGCCCUCCAGUCAGACCAAAAGCUCAUAUUUCGGUUUCUACCCUGGUCUCAACGUGUUCUUCAUGUUGACCUGCUGGAUGUGGUUAAGGAAUGGAACUUCAGCCCCCAGAGUAACUUGGGCUUAGUCCUAGAGCUAUUGCCAAGAGGGAACAAAGUGACUAUACAACCCCAGGAUACCUGUGACAACUGGAGGCAGUCCAUUCAAGCCUCUCUGCUGGUGGUGACCUUAACCCCUCAGGAAUGCCCCCACUUCUCUCACUUUGCUAGAAAGAGGAGGGCCAUUUAUUCAACUCGGGAAUCUACCUCCACGCAUCUCUGCCGGCGUCAUCAGAUGGUCGUCAAAUUUGAAGACCUGGGUUGGCACAAAUGGAUCAUUGCUCCCAAGGAGUUUAGAACAAGCUACUGCCAAGGAGAUUGUCCUUUCUCUCUUAUGAAUAUCUUUAACAGCUCCAACUAUGCCUUCUUACAGACUAUCAUGAAUUCUAAGGCCCCUAAAAUCCCCAAAGCUGCCUGUAUCCCUACAAAACUAUCCCCCAUUUCCAUGCUUUACUAUGACAAUGAUGGCAAUAUUGUCCUUCAACACCUUGAGGGAAUGGUAGUUGAUGAAUGUGGUUGUGGGUAG